ACUCCUAAAUACACAGCUAUGUUGUCACCAAUGCAUCUGAGAAAAGCCAAGUUGAUGUUUUUCUAUGUGAGGUAUCCAAGUUCAUCAAUUCUUAAAGUCUACUUCCCUGACAUUAAAUUCAACAAAAAUAAUACAGCACAACUUGUCAAGUGGUUCAGCAAUUUUAGGGAAUUUUUCUAUAUUCAAAUGGAGAAAUAUGCCAGACAAGCUUUAGCCGAGGGUUGUAAACAUCCUGAAGAAUUACAUGUAUCUACUGACUCAGAAUUAUUCCGAGUUUUAACACUUCAUUAUAAUAGAAAUAAUCAAUUAGAGGUGCCAGAUAGUUUCAGAAGAUGUGCUCAGUGUAGUUUAAGAGAGUUCUUCAGAUCUAUUAUCAGUGGAAAGGAUGCUGAACCUUCUUGGAAGAAAGCAAUCUAUAAAGUCAUUGCUAGAUUAGAUGAAUCUUUACCAGAAUAUUUUAAAUCACCUAACUGGAUGGAACAACUUGAAAAUGUGUAAUCUUUAAAACUCUUUAAAACCCAGAAAAAACUACAGAAGUGUUCAAAUAUUUCCUAAGACUCAAAUUUGUAUUUUUUAUCUUGAAACGCUGUAUUUUUCAUUAUAUAUAUAUAAAUGAUAUAUGGCAAUGAUGUUUUUUAAUCAAAAAUAACACAUGGAUCAUGAUAAUGUUUUUUUAACAAAGAUCAUGAUAAGGUGUUUUAACAAUAAUAAUGAUAAUGUUUUUAGACAAUGAUCAUGAUAAUGUGUUUUAACAAUGAUAAUGUUUGUUAACAAUGAUCAUGAUAAUGUUUUUUAACAAUGAUCAUGAUAAUGUUUUUAAACAAUGAUCAUGAUAAUGUUUUUAAACAAUGAUCAUGAUAAUGUUUUUUAACAAUGAUCAU
Lottia gigantea (owl limpet) is the source of this 881-nucleotide messenger RNA. RefSeq lists its product as hypothetical. Gene Ontology annotation, molecular function: DNA-binding transcription factor activity, RNA polymerase II-specific; RNA polymerase II cis-regulatory region sequence-specific DNA binding. The record is from RefSeq and is a predicted model, not a curated record. NCBI's taxonomy places the organism in Eukaryota, Metazoa, Mollusca, Gastropoda, Lottiidae. Gene Ontology annotation, biological process: regulation of transcription by RNA polymerase II. The transcript is spliced from 4 exons. The coding region runs from base 19 to 498 and encodes 159 amino acids. Gene Ontology annotation, cellular component: nucleus.